This is a messenger RNA of Dermochelys coriacea (leatherback sea turtle), 3460 nucleotides long. It is a transcript of the gene TRNT1, whose product is annotated as tRNA nucleotidyl transferase 1. NCBI's taxonomy places the organism in Eukaryota, Metazoa, Chordata, Testudines, Dermochelyidae. Gene Ontology annotation, molecular function: nucleotidyltransferase activity; RNA binding. The coding region runs from base 271 to 1455 and encodes 394 amino acids. Gene Ontology annotation, biological process: RNA processing. The transcript is spliced from 8 exons. The record is from RefSeq and is a predicted model, not a curated record.
CCUCACCCAGAGAGGGGUCCGGGUCCAGGGACGGCACUUGGUCACCAUGAAGCUGGAGUCUCCGGAAUUCCAGUCUCUCUUCACCCCAGGGCUGAAGAGUGUGGCAGGUAUCUGCCAAAUUGCACCUUGGCAACCCCUCUGUCUUCAGAUUAUAGGUAACACCUGUGCAAAGUUACCUCAGGCUGAUAGUGUCACAAAAUCUGAAGUUUAUGGGGCCGCAGGCAUGAAGUUACAUUUCACUCAGAGAACCUCUGUUACUGGUGGUGAUUUAUGAAAUGGAGAGAAGUAGGAGUCCAGGAGUUAUUUGAAAAGGAAAAGUAUGAAUUAAGAAUAGCUGGAGGUGCUGUCAGAGAUUUAUUAAAUGGAAUGAAACCACAAGAUGUGGACUUUGCCACCAUUGCUACACCUACUCAGAUGAAGGAAAUGUUCCAGUCUGCUGGUGUUCGUAUGAUCAAUAACAAAGGAGAAAAACAUGGAACCAUUACUGCCAGGCUCCACGAACAGAACUUUGAAAUUACCACACUUAGAAUUGAUGUUGUCACUGAUGGACGACAUGCAGAGGUGGAAUUCACAACUGACUGGGAAAAAGAUGCUGAAAGAAGAGAUCUUACAAUCAACUCUAUGUUUUUAGGUUUAGAUGGCACGCUUUUUGAUUAUUUCAGGGGUUACGAAGACUUAAAAAACAAGAAAGUAAGAUUUGUAGGACAUGCAAGCCAGAGAAUACAAGAGGAUUAUUUACGAAUACUGAGAUAUUUCAGGUUUUAUGGAAGAGUAGCAGAAAAGCCUGGUGACCAUGAACCUAAUACUCUGGAAGCAAUUAAGAAAAAUGCCAAAGGUUUGGCUGGAAUAUCAGGAGAGAGGAUUUGGGUGGAACUGAAAAAAAUUCUCGUUGGAAACCACAUAAAUCAUUUGGUUCGGCUUAUGUAUGAGCUUGAUGUUGCCCAUUAUAUAGGAUUACCUGUUAAUGGGAGUUUAGAGGAAUUUGACAAAGUCAGUAAAAAUGUUCAGAAUCUGUUUCCAAAACCAAUGACCGUUCUAACAUCACUGUUCAAGGUGCAGGAUGAUGUCAUAAAACUCGAUCUGAGGCUGAAAAUCUCAAAAGAAGAGAAAAACCUUGGCCUUUUUAUAGUGAAGCAUAGAAGAGACUUAAUCAAAGCUACAGAUAAUCCAGAACCACUUAAACCAUACCAAGACUUCAUUAUAGAUUCUAGGGAACCUGAUAUGAACUCCAGGAUCUGUGAGCUUCUAAAAUACCAAGGAGAGGAGCAUCUUCUAAAGGAAAUGCAAGAGUGGUCUGUCCCUUCUUUUCCUGUCAGUGGCCAUGAUUUAAGAAAAAUGGGAAUUUCUUCUGGAAAGGAAAUUGGAACAAUGUUACAGCAGUUAAGGGAUCAGUGGAAGAAGAGUGGUUACCAAAUGGAUAAAGAAGAACUCUUAAGUUGUGUAAAGAAGGUGUAAAAUGUACGAGUAGUAGGGUUUGAUGAUGAUUUAGUAAUACACAUAAUUGUAUUUACCUUGUUACAGGAAGAAUCAAAAUAUUUGUAAAUAUAAUGCUACUACCAGCCAAUAUUGCAUUUGAGUUCAAGACUUUUAGGCGCAGAAUUGUUUCAUGUUCAAAAUUCAUACUAUGCUUUGAAUGCAGGAGUUCAGCUCUGCAGUAACAUGGGGCUUUAUUUCUGCCAAUCUGACUGAAAACUCUACCUCUGUUUAUGUUUAAAUGGUACAUAAAGAAUACCUGGGGGGUUUUUAUCUCCAGUGUUCCUAAUGGCAAGUAGAGGUGACAUAAGGAUUUUUGAUAUUCUGAUUUAGCUACAGACAAGGUGGAUGACUUCUGUGCUCCAGAUAAAAACCUCUUUAAUGCAUUAUUUUUGCCUGGGGGAGUCUAAUGCUCCUAGACUAAUGAGAUCUAAAUAUUUUUUUAUAGUCAAAGCUGAGUAUCAGCUUGAAAGGUUCACUUCAGCAGUUCCCAAACAAAUGAUAUCUUAUCAUGUGAAACAACCCUGUUUUCCUAAAGGUUUUAGUUUUUAUCUUAAUUCCAAAAUCAACUUUAGAUUAAACGGAUGACUAGUCUAAAUCGAUACCAUAAAUAUCUACUUGGGUAUAAGUACUUUUUAUGUCUUAUGAUUUUUCAACCAUUUGUUUCUCAUUUUACAAGUAUACAAAUUUUUGGAGUCCCUCUGUCUUUUUUCUUAAAGUAUAUUUUAAUUUUUAUACAUGAAAUGAGGAAUAUUAAAGUGUAACAUGUAACCACUGAAAACUAAAGAAGAUCCAGAGCAGCUAGUCCAGAUUUCUCCUCCUAGUGUCAGGUAAUCACAUUUUGUCAUAGUAAAAGAGAACCACUUCCUAUUCUCCUUACUGACUAGAAGUAAUUCCCUUCUUACCUUUCCCUACAGUCACAGAUAUCAAAGGGAGUAAAAGGGUUAGGGUGUGUUUGCUUGAAGGCAAAGUGAACCUGAAUCAUGUACAGGGGUGUAUAUGUAAAAAAAUGUCUAGCAUUUGAGGGGAUAAGAAACUAAUUGUAAAAAUAUAUUUACUACCAUAAUCCCCCCCACACCUCUCAAAAUAACUGACUUAGGGUCUAGUUCCUGCUACCCUUACUUAUGUUUAGUGUCAUUCAAUGAAUAGUUGAAUUUAAAUUAGUGGGAUUAGUUCAGGAAAAAAGACAAUGACUCUAACAUUAGAUAGUAGUAAAAUCAGAGCAGUUUUACAGCAGGACGUGUAUUUGUGUGCUUUCAUGUAGCUAAUUACGGGGCGGGUUGGAAUUCCAGUUACUUACACAGUCAAGGCAUGAUAUAUUGUUCUGUAGAUAUUUAGGGCCAAUGAUCAGAAACUGAGGAGAAAACAUAAAUCCUUGAGUACUGUAUUUUCAUACUAAUAAGAGCAUGGUUGUAUUUUGUUAGUCUGUUGAUAUUCUUGUCACAGCAUUCUACCUUUUACAAUUUGUUAAAGUAUUUUUUUUUUAAUUUUGCCUGGGAAAACAGGAUACAAUUUAGCACUGAAGUAGAUUCUUCCUUCUAAGGAACUUAUAACACUUUACAAACUUAAAAUUAAUCCUUAAAGCAGCCCCUUGAGGUAGCAACUCAAUGCGGCAGCUUUGAAAAUUCUCUUUUCAGGGUGAAACUCUGAGGGCGGGUUUGGCAUCUUUGACUUUUCCAUCCUUAAACUUCACACUGUCAGCAGAUGGAGAAGCAAGUUGCUUUGAAAGUAGUGUGAUUAAAUACAAUCACUCUGUUUUUAUUGCAACCUGAUUAGCAUCUCAGAUCAAAUAGCCCAAUUAAAAUUCUUCUUAAAUUCAUGGUCCCUACCUCAGGUUCAUUGAAUACUCAACAUUACUGUUUCACAGAAUUUGGAAGAAAUUAAAAGAUGUGAGACAUCAAUUUUCAUAUCUGUAAAUGACUAACAUUUUAAACAAACUGUAUUCUAUUAAAUUCUAAAAAACAUUAAAAGCUGCUGUUAAUAGCUC